GGUCCGCUUCCAGCCGCACGCCCCCUAGCGGCGGGCGCCGGGGUUGCAGCGGCCGAUUUAAACCGAGUGAAUGAACUGACAGCGCGCAAAGGGGGUACAGGUGCGCUGGCGGCAGGGUGGUGUAGCCUGCAUCCGACAGCAUGGGGAUUAAAGCCAAGCGCGUUGAUUUUGAAUGGGUGUACACCGAUCAGCCUCAUACGCAGAGAAGGAAAGAAAUGUUAGCAAAGUAUCCUGAGAUCAAGUCACUAAUGGGACCAGACCCCAAUCUGAAAUGGAUUGUGUUUGGAAUGGUUCUUACACAGACCAUUGCCUGCUACUUUGUGAAAGAUUUGCCUUGGAAAUGGAUUAUCUUCUGGGCUUAUGCUUUUGGAGGUGCUGUCAAUCACUCGCUAACCCUCGCCAUCCAUGAUAUUUCUCACAAUGUUGCAUUUGGCAAUAAGCUAGCAAAAUGGAAUCGAUUGUUUGCAAUAUUUGCUAAUCUCCCUAUUGGAAUGCCUUAUUCUGCAUCAUUCAAGAAAUACCACAUAGAUCACCAUCGAUACCUGGGAGGCAAUGGCUUAGAUGUUGAUAUUCCAACCGAUAUUGAGGGAUGGUUCUUUUGCACUCCAAUUCGCAAAAUCAUUUGGCUUAUUCUCCAACCACUUUUUUAUGCACUUAGGCCUCUUUAUGUUAACCCUAAACCCAUCACAAGACUGGAAGUAUUAAAUGCUGUGGUGCAGUUUGCAUAUGACUUUCUCAUCUACUACCUGUGGGGCUUGAAGCCUAUAGUAUACCUGAUAGCUGGCUCAUUCCUGUGCAUGGGUAUACAUCCAAUUUCCGGACAUUUUAUUGCUGAGCAUUACAUGUUCCUUAAAGGUCAUGAGACCUAUUCGUAUUACGGGCCUCUGAACUGGGUAACCUUCAAUGUCGGAUACCAUGUUGAACACCAUGACUUCCCCAGCAUUCCAGGCAGCAAGCUACCUCUGGUGAAAGAGAUUGCUCCUGAGUACUAUGAGAACCUGCCCCAGCAUACAUCCUGGGUCCAUGUGCUGUGGGACUUCGUUUUUGAUGACAGCAUUGGUCCUUACUCCAGGAUUAAAAGGGAAUGCAAGCUUGUGAAGGAUGAUUGAGGGGAACAGAAAUAGAGAAGAAAAUCCUGUAAUUCCUGGCAAUCAGAAAUGAAAGCAAAAAAAAAUCUGCAAUAAAUUAGCUUCAACCAUUGCGUGAAAAGACAUCUCAACAAUUAGACUCAAUAUUUACAUGAACUAACAGUUCUUUUAAUAUUCAAGUUAAAUAAUCUGCUGUAUGAUGUCACAAAAUUAUGAUAUUAAAUAAGGUCAUUGAAUUACAAAUAUUUUUAGCACCAUUCAAAAUAAUUCUGAUUCUGAUCCAGUUGUUGAGCACUGCUUAAGCACUGAAAUAUUUUAGGUCCAGUUUUUCAUUUUGGGAAAACUUUGGCUUCACACCAAUAUUGAGUCAAGAUGUGAACAGACUCCAAAAUGAACCAGAAUUCUGCUUACCCCUGACUAGUGUCCUCUGUGAUUCUGAGGUGAGGCUUGGUUUCUACUGCAACGUUGCUGUGAACUGCUAAUAACGCUACAAAUCUUGUGCAGAUGCACUGUUAGACAGUGAAAUAACAUCUUUCAGUUAAGGUAUAGACGCUGGGCGAUGCAUGUGUUAUUUGAAUAAAGUUUCCCCAGAGAGGGGAGUUGCUUUAUUACUGCAAUAUCAAACCCUGUCUUUUCUCUCUCAUAAAAUCACCAAGUCCAAAGAGUCCCAUAAUCAGAUUGGGUCAACUUAUCUUUAUUAAAUAUAUCAACGUGGUGUUCAUUGUAUUCACUGAGGUCCAGUAAUAAAUGAAUGAAUAACUCAUUCUCCACAGCAAAAAUAAUUAAAGUUAGGCUUUAGAAAUUUGUUGCAUUUAAUAAUAUCUGCAAUUGUUUUAAAAACUGCUGUAAAUUGGCAGCAGGUAAAGUAGUGUGGAAAAAAUGUAGGGGCCAUUUGUUAUUCUACAGUCAUAAUGCAGUUAGGAGUGAUUAUCUGUACUGAAGAUGCUGAUAAUCUGGAAUGCCUCCAUUCCUACUUUAAAAAUACUCAUGUCCAAUUAACAUAAAUGAGGAUCUGUAGUUUUACAAAUUCUCUGUAUGCUGUAACAUGUGAAAAAAAUUUAAAGUGGCAUAUUUCUUGUCAUUAAACCAUCACCUUUUGCUCCCGUGCGUAUCUUAAUAACUAAAAUAUGUUUAUAAGCAUCUGGUCCUUCGUAAAAAGAAAAUGGAUCACCUAACUUUACUCUGUUCCCGGAGUUUUAAGGAGCAUAAGCUUGUGUACAGAUUUAGAGGUGAAGCUCCAGUUAUAUUUCAUAGGCUCCAAAACCAAAUUUAAUUUAAAUAUCAUAGAUGAAGCAAUCAUUGGAAUUUGCUUGAGUUAUUACAAAAUAUGCAAUCAGAUUCAGCUAAAAUUUCACUCCUUUCACUACCAUCAGAUAAUGAGAUUUCUCUUGAUACUGCUUUCACAGAUAAAAUUAUAUUAUUAUCAUUUUUAAAGUGGUAAUUUAUUUCACUAACAAAUAGCAGUACAAAUAUAGACAAAUAUAUGACAAUAGCUUUAUAGAACAUUUCAUUAUGCCUAAAUACAUGUGUAUAUGAAGUUUGUAAUCAAAACUUGAACUGACCUGCUUGUGUUUGUAAUUUUAUUUUACAUUUCGCUCAGUGAGAAAGAACUUUUUAUGACAACAAUAUUAACAGCUGAAGCUUUGACAGGUAGAGUCUGAAUGAUAAUGCUUCAGCAUGUUCAGGUGUAUUUUGUUUCUUUCUGAUAGUAAUCUAUUGCAAUAAUGACACUUCAAGCUAUCUUUUUGUCUGUGGGGGGGUGACUUUGAGAUGUAUGAAUAUAUGAACAGUGGAUUUCUACCUUAAUUAUGUGGACCUUGGGGAAAUGCUGCUGCCUCAAGUCAGUUUUACCCUGUGUUCUAAAAGACACUGUGGUGUUCUGAUGUCAUGAGGGCAGCGUGCAUUUCUUUGUAUAGUACAGGUCGGAUAGCUCGUCCUGAAUCAGCAGACAUGAUGCUUUGUAAGUUAGCUGUGAUCCUAAAUUGUCAUACUUUGUUUAUAUGUAUAAGUUUAUAAGAUUGGUCUGCAUUUAUUUAUCAUGCCUGAUGAUCCUUGUUGGUGAGGGUGAAUUAAAAGUGAAGAAGUGUGUGUCAUAAGUAGUGAGAAUCAAAUAUAUCCAAGUCAGAAGAAAGAUUUCAUAAAUUUCAGCUAAGAAAUGAGACAGCAGAAAUGUUUUAAUAUGUUAGUGGACUAUUAUCCUACCAGCAGCCUUGUAGAAGUAUCUCUUUGUAGUUCGGGUUACAGCAAGCUGGCUUUACUUUUAAAAUUGCUCUGUGGGUGGAUAACAUAGAAAUCUCUGUGCUCUGAUCAGUUGAUGAGUUGUAUCGACGGCAGCUACGGAAUCAGACCGUGACCUAUCCGAGCAUUUGGUACUUCUCACAUCCUUGCGUAGAAAGUAAGCAGUGUCUCCCACGAUGAAUGCAUGUCACUUCCUGUUCUAUUUAAUACAUUAGGUAGGUUAAGGAUUGUUAAAAUUGCAGUUACAGUGGGUUAAUGUGAAUGCAAUUAAUGAAGUUUUAAACAAUAAUGCAGUGAGGCAAGACAACCCAUAAUGCAAAUUCUGAUCAGUUAUGUAAUUAAGAGCAGAAUGCUCCCCUGAAUAAAAGGAGUUUGAAUAUUGUUUGCUUUAAUAGUUUCAAAUGCUAGAGAAGUGUUUACAUUAUAAUAUCAGGAGUAGAUUACAGCUUUUAUUUAAAGAGCUGACUGAUGGUAGGAUUGGAUUCAAUCUGCUGGAAGGGCCCUUUUCUCUCUCAUUUGUGAGUUCCUUGGUGUAGAUAAAUCAUUCAUUGGACAUGAUUUGAGCCCCAAAUUAUUCUAAAUGAAUGCACCAAUGGUCUCAUUCAGAAGAGUCAUUGCUAUUCAUGUAGGCAGCCUGUGUCACAGGUAAUGAGAAUGUAAGACAACAGAACAAGAAGGAUUAUUUUGCAAAUUGCUGCUCCAGAUCCCAGGAAAACUAAACAGCCACAAAUAUCAACAUGGUUUUAUUAAUAUACUGACUGGCUGCUAUACUAUUUUUAGCUUUGUCGAAGACUACAGUAGUCCUGGCUAUUUCAAGCUUGACUUGAGUUUCAAUACCCAAGGUUGACUGAUACAUUAAUUAGAGUUGUUCUAGCAUUUGAGUAAAUGUUUUUGAAAGUGAAUAAUAUGUGGCUCUUCGAUAAACAGAAGAUAAUGCACUCCAAAACAGAAUUAAUAGGCCAUCACAUUAGUACAGGUUAGCUCUUCUGGGUUAGUGGUAUAAGAAAGAUAAAAUUCAUUUUACACCUAAAUCUGAGGCAAUGUGAUGAUUAGAGAUGGCAAACAGCAGAAAUAAACAUUGCUAAGGCCUGGUAGAUAAAUAUGCACUGUAUAGCUGACACACAGAAUAAAAUAAUUUAAAACGGUUUAGCUAGUGUAAAGAAAGAAUGGUGUACGUUUACGUACUCUGACACGGCAUCAAUACCCCUCAGACUGAGUGGCAUGAAAUUCAGUACAUUAAAAAUAAAAGCUUUCCUAUUCCCCAGAACCUGUUAGUUAAUGGAAGUGGCUCCAUUCAGAGAUAAUUUAAUUGAGUUCUUCAUUUCAUGAUGAAUUAACUGAGCUUUGAUCUUAAUGGUAUUUAUGCCAUCUCAACUUUCCAAAUAGGUUAUUUUCUUAUCAUCUUUCUCACUGAUUCAUUUGCAUAGCUAUAAAAUUCUGUACUUGAGGUAAAGAAUUACUUAUAUGAUGUGGUUGGUACCCAUAAUGAGGCCCAAACUCUCAAUAAAUCAAUUAAAAUAGUGUGCUUACUGGUUGUCAAAAAGGAUACAGUGGUAAAAUGUUUUAAGAAAUCAAUUUAUUUUUAAAAUAAUUAUUCUAUGACAAUACUGGAAGAUCCUAAUCCAUUCUGCUUGAAAUAUUAUCGUUUAUUUGCCUGACUUUGGGAUUGAUGAAGAUUAGGCUGUUACUUAAUAGAACUGUCUGCAUAUGUAUGUAAGGGGGCCACAUGUAAAUAGAUACAAGAUUUAGCCUUGAUCAGUUAUGUUUAUUUGUGGCAAGUCCUGACCAGCCUAUUAAAUGGAGCAUUUCAUUUAAGAAAAUUAAAUGUGUUCUCUUAGUCACUUUUGGAGAUUAUGUGGAAAUAUUUUUGAGUAUAUUUUUCCUAUCAUGUAAAUACUAUUUCUAAAAACUGCUCUGAUAUUAAAAUGUGAUUUAUCUUUAAAGUUAGGUUGUUUCUCUAAAAUUUAUUUUGGAAAUUAUGUAGAUAAAGACUUUCAGUACUAUUUAAUUUGAAAGUUUUAAAAUUAAUGUUGAAAUUCAAAUAAAAUUGAGCACAAAUUGCUUACACAAUGAGUUGUCU
Messenger RNA from Hypanus sabinus (Atlantic stingray), 5406 nucleotides. RefSeq names its product delta(4)-desaturase, sphingolipid 2 (gene degs2). The transcript is spliced from 3 exons. Lineage: Eukaryota; Metazoa; Chordata; Chondrichthyes; Myliobatiformes; Dasyatidae. Gene Ontology annotation, biological process: sphinganine metabolic process; ceramide biosynthetic process. Gene Ontology annotation, molecular function: sphingolipid delta-4 desaturase activity. The record is from RefSeq and is a predicted model, not a curated record. Bases 141 to 1109 code for a protein of 322 amino acids. Gene Ontology annotation, cellular component: membrane.